Messenger RNA from Emys orbicularis (European pond turtle), 1537 nucleotides. RefSeq names its product ring finger protein 185 (gene RNF185). NCBI's taxonomy places the organism in Eukaryota, Metazoa, Chordata, Testudines, Emydidae. Gene Ontology annotation, cellular component: endoplasmic reticulum. Gene Ontology annotation, biological process: ubiquitin-dependent protein catabolic process. Gene Ontology annotation, molecular function: metal ion binding; ubiquitin protein ligase activity; ubiquitin-like protein conjugating enzyme binding. The transcript is spliced from 6 exons. The record is from RefSeq and is a predicted model, not a curated record. The coding region runs from base 1 to 585 and encodes 194 amino acids.
AUGGCAAGUAAAGGGCCCACGGCGUCUACAUCCACUGAAAACUCCAGUACUGGAGGGACCAGUGGCAGCAGCAGUAGUAAUGGUGCUGGGGACAAUACUAAUCAGGACAGCACUUUUGAAUGCAACAUCUGUUUAGACACUGCCAAGGAUGCGGUUAUCAGCCUGUGUGGGCACCUCUUCUGUUGGCCUUGUUUACACCAGUGGUUAGAGACCAGGCCAAACAGGCAGGUGUGUCCAGUAUGUAAAGCAGGAAUCAGUCGAGAUAAAGUUAUUCCUCUGUAUGGAAGGGGUAGUACUGGGCAGCAGGACCCCAGAGAAAAAACUCCACCACGACCACAGGGACAGAGACCUGAACCAGAGAACAGAGGGGGAUUCCAGGGCUUUGGGUUUGGAGAUGGUGGCUUUCAAAUGUCAUUUGGAAUUGGGGCAUUUCCCUUCGGUAUAUUUGCCACAGCAUUCAACAUAAAUGAUGGGCGGCCUCCACCAGCUGUUCCAGGGACUCCCCAGUAUGUGGAUGAGCAGUUCCUAUCUCGUCUCUUCCUAUUUGUGGCUCUGGUGAUCAUGUUCUGGCUGUUGAUUGCAUAACUGCUCUAUACCCUGUAUAUUCCUGGGCAUCAGGGUCUCUGAACUAGUUAAAAACUGCUCCCCCAUCCCACUUUAAACUUUUUGGUGUCUGGUUCCAUAGCUAAUCACAGGUUCCAGGAAUCAGUGGUGCCACAGCAUAUUGAGGAAUUUCGCAUGUUGCACCAGAACCUUGGAAUUAAAUAACAGUUAAAAAGCAUGUCUUACCUCAGCCAUGUCUCAUACCGCUGGUAUCCAGAUACAACCAUGGACCUAGCUUUGAGCUUCACUCUCAAAAGGGAGUGUUGCUUUGAAAUCCUGUGCCAAUCAGCUAGGCCAGGUUUAUGUGGAAGACACUGGUACUGAAGGAGUGUGGGCGGGUGAGGAAAGGAACCUACUGCUUUGUUCAUCAGUAUCACGUGUGUAACAUCCAUGAUGGGAAAGAAAUGCAUCAGUUGAAGUUCCAGAACAUUCUUUAAUCUUUUUAUAUCAAAGUCCAGUUCUUGCCAGGAAAUAUCUUGCAGCACUAAUAAGACUUCUUUGGGAGGGCAUCUGCCUGAAAAUGGAAUCAGCUUUGGAGACCAGUGUUCUAUACCUGCUGUUACUCACCAGAGUUGUGAAAAAUCCAUGGCACUUGAAUGGCUGUAACAGGAGGGGUUAAGAAACUUCAGCCUAAAAUUGUAAAAUCAUCUGACUUUUCUGGAGCUAGACUCUUGAAAAUUCUCUCAUCAUGGGGUUGGGUAGGGUUGUUGGACAGUAGAGUACCUCUCUGGCCACAUGCAGUGCCGUUCCUCGGUGACAAAGCAGUGUUUGUUUUUCUUGGGUUUGUGCAGCUGUCUUUGGCUUUACUCAUGGAUAGUACCUUCAUAACUCUAUUGCUGUAGCUGCACUCACUCCUUCUUCCAAAGUUGUGAGACUUCCAGGACUAUUGUGUACUCUGAAUAAAAUCAUUUUACAGAUCUGAGAUCAUCUUGUU